Messenger RNA from Dentiscutata erythropus, 6624 nucleotides. The record is from the annotation of a GenBank genome assembly. Lineage: Eukaryota; Fungi; Glomeromycota; Glomeromycetes; Diversisporales; Gigasporaceae.
GGUGCUAAAAACGUUAUUAUAAAGAAUAUGUAUCCCCCUUCCUCUGAAAAUUAUGGUUCAAAUGUUGAGUUAAACCACUUUUCCUUUGAUUGGUCCUUUCAAGAAACUGAGCUUCCUCCAGGUGUAUCUCAGAGCGAUUAUGCGCCACCCCUUCCUAAUGCGCCGCCUCCGUGCUUACCAAUUUCAACCUCUUUCCAACAUGGCCAACAGAGCUUUUGCCAACAACCUAAACAGCAAAAAACUUCACGCGGAAAAUACAAUAAACACAAACGUGGAUCAUUAAAAAAUUGGACUGGUUCUAGGCGACCUCACAACGUUUAUAGCCAUGACGAAUCAUCAGCAGGCGGACCAUUAAACGUCAAUUAUCUAGCAUCGCCUCAAAUGACGUCAUCUGUCAAUUCAGUUCCUCUGCCGUGGCACACGUCAAACGCACCUGAGCGUACGCCACCUUGGCGAUCUCAUAUUUCAACGUCUCUAGACGGAACUGACAACGGCAUGCCAUACGAAGAGUUUGGGAGCCGCCAAGAAUAUUUCCGCGUACCUUUUACUCCAGAAAGUUCAUCAUCCAUAAAUCAUAAUCAAUUCUCACGUCAUUAUAUGUCUCAAUAUGGUUAUCAAUCGACACAUAGGAUUACGGCAAGCCAAUAUGAUCUGCGACGUUCCUUUAACACAUCGUCUUCUCAAAUAGUAAUCGAGAAGCCUGCUGCGCCAAGUACUAGUAAUACUAAAUAUAGUCAAGAACGUAUCGUUAAAGUUGAUGAUACUAAAAAGAAAAUCGUCAAGAACCCAGUUAAUUCUGAUAAGAAGCAACCAGUACUGGUAUUUCCUCGUAGCAAGAAACCAAAAACGGAAGAGACAAAAAAGCACAACCAAAAUAAUGUAAUUUGCCAAGUAAAUGUCAAUGACGAGCCAUUAAAUCCAAGAACAGGGGUUAAUGCCGGUCUUCAACUCUUUAAGAAAAAAACAACCGGUAAAAAAAUAGAAUUUAAACUUGUAAGUAGCAUUGGUCUUUCAAAGCUCAACAUUGAUAAAUGUCGAAUUCGUGAGUCGCGCGUUCAUGAUGAUCAUCUUGAAGUGUCUGCUAAGAAAAUUAAGUUAGAUACAAAUAAAAAUACGGAAGCUACACAAGCGGGUGUCGAUCUCAAUAUAAUGGCUGUUGAUACACAGCUUGGACAUACCGAAUUGAUAGUUGAUGAUGAAAAAGGAACAGAGAAUAGUAGUUUCGACGCGCAAUCAAUCACCGAUCAAUCGAUAAAGCCAGUAGAUAAUGCCAUUGGACUUGGUUUUACUUAUGGUAUUGAUUAUAAGCAAGGAAACGUAUCAGAUAACGAAAGUUUGAAACAAUUCAGUUCAUUUGAGUGUAUAUCUGAAAAGAAUGAUACGACAACUAUGGAAAUAAAAGAAAUACAAUAUAAACAAACUGUAAUGAAUGACAAGGAAGACCCUGUGAUAGAAAAAUCUCUCGAAAAAGAUAAUGCCAAUUAUAAAAUUGACAAUUCUAGCGAAAAAUUCAAUAAAUUAAAGAAGCAACCUGAAGAUUCAACUGACACGACAACUAUGGAAACAAAAGAAAUUCAAUAUAAACAAACUGUAACGAAUGACAAGGAAGUCCCUGAGAUAGAAAAAUCUCUCGACAAAGAUAAUGCCAAUUAUAAAAUUGACAACUCUAGCGAAAAAUUCAAUAAAUUAAAGAAGCAGCCUCAAGAUUCAACUGACACGACAGCUAUAGAAACAAAAGAAAUUCAAUAUAAACAAACUGUAAUGAAUGACAAGGAAGUCCCUGAGAUAAAAAAAUCUCUCGACAAAGAUAAUGCCAAUUAUAAAAUUGACAAUUUUAACGAAAAAUUCAAUAAAUUAAAGAAGCAGCCUCAAGAUUCAACUGACACGGCAACUAUAGAAACAAAAGAAAUUCAAUAUAAACAAACUGUAAUGAAUGACAAGGAAUUCCUUGAGGUAGAAAAAUCUCUCGACAAAGAUAAUGCCAAUUAUAAAAUUGACAAUUUUGGCGAAAAAUUCAAUAAAUUAAAGAAGCAACCUCAAGAUUCAACUGACACGGAAAGACUUGGAUCUGAUGAUUCUAUUAAACCAUUAUUAUCUAAGCAGAAGCGUGUUGUAAAAAAGCCAUUGAAUGUGACCAGUAAAGAAGGAAAAGAACGUGAUUCACCAAAGCCGCAAUCCAGAUCUAGGCAAAGUUAUGUUCGUAAACAGAAAAUUUCUUGGGUGAAUACAAAGGAUGCAAAAGUCAAUAAAUGCGAAUCGUGUGGUGACAAAUCUAAGGAUUUAGAGACCAUAGGGGCACUUGAGCUAUGUUCAACUUGCGUGCCACUGUUUACUUCUCAGGUAGCUAGAGCAAAAGCAUUUCCACACAAUUUUAAACUAAAUCAAAAAGUGGAGGUACUAAAUAUAGAUAAAGUUUGGUACCCUGCUAAGAUUGUCAUAGUCGAAAAAACUCAUGUGAAAGUUCACUUUGAUGGUUGGGGAAGAGAGUUUGAUGAAUGGAUUUCUGUUGAUAGCCGAAGAUUAAAAGUGCAUACGGCUGACAAUAAUCCAGAUUGCUUAUCUGAACCAAUUAAAAAGGACAAUUCUGACAUUGGAGUAGCGUCAACAGAUUUGCAAGAGGAUUCAAAAUCUGAAAAUUCAGGAUCACUCAGCAGUUGUCCCGAUACAGAUUCAGAAUCAGAUGCUGGUUCUAGUAGUAACAGCCCUGAAUCUGAGUUAACAACUCUAAGUGACGAAAGCGAUUCCGAAUAUAACACUGUUGGCAAUAGUAUUGAUUCUGCACGAUUAAGACGCAGGACUAGUUAUCGCAAAAAUGUAACAUUAAGUCGGCAAAGUGUUCCUGAGCCAAAGCCUUCUCAACCAAAAGAGUCACUAUGUGAAUCUUGCAAAAUUAUGCAUGUAAACGUUCAAAGAGUCGGCAGCCUUGAUUUAUGCUCUUAUUGUCGAACGCUUUUUGAUGACGAUAACACGAUUCGUUUUAGGCGUGCUGGACAAUACGGGUUUCAACCUCAAAAACGUGUUAAAAUCCUAGGUCGUGAUAGUAAAUGGUAUCCGGCCACGCAGGUUGAUGUUGCAAAUGGGCGUAUUCGUGUGCAUUUUGAUGGUUGGAGUGAUAAGUUUGAUGAAUGGGUACCAGCAGGAAGUCAAAGAAUGAAAGAUAUGACGUUAGAUGAAAUAUUAGAGGCACAAAAGGCUUUGGAAGAUGAAAGUAUAGAAAUAUUUGAUGAAAAUGAAUCAAUGUUAAUACCCCAUAACAAAAGUAGAAUACGUGUCAAAGGCCAGAACAAAUCUUCGUCAGUUUCGAGUUCUUCAAAAAAUAGUUCUUCGCAAUCGAAAAACAUUCAAUCUAAAAAGAGAGAUUAUCAAUAUGAUGGCGAUUCUGAUAUCCGAAGUCAGCAAAGUGAAUCUACCGAUUCUUUAGCUUCAUUUGACUGGAAUGACUUUUAUAUUGGGCGUAAUACACGUCGCAGUAUACGUAAUGAUAAACUUUUGAGUAAUUCAAACAUACUUACUCAAUUAAAGGCACGAUUCAAACCAGGAAAUCAGAUAGAAGUACGCGAUAGGUUAAGAGAAUGGGUACCGGCAACAAUAGUUGAAUCGAAAGGCUGUCGCGUCCUAAUUCAUUAUGAUGAUGUCCCGGCUUUUUAUGACGAAUGGAUAGACAUUAGUAGCGAAAGAUUGCGCAUGAAACCUGUAAAGGCUAAUGAAACGUGUGUGGUUGGUCAAGACAAUAAGGACAAGCAAAAAAAAGACGACCGUAAAAAGAAGAAUAAAUUAGAGGCUGUUGAUGAUUCUUUGGAAUUCAUAGAUAUUAACACUCUACCUUUAGAUAUGACAGAAGGGAAUGAUUAUAAAAGUUUCGAAUUAUGUGUAUGGUGUUAUGCUCAUCAAUUUCCAAGUUAUCAUGAACAUCCACGAUGUUCUUUUGCAUGUCAAUCGGUGAUUGAUGAUGAAGCAAUUAAAAUGUCUUCAAAAGGUGAAGUCAUCAAAACAUUUGAUAAAGACGUUUUUGACACAACCUAUAAAGACCCAGGCAUUGACCUGGUGAACGAAAAUGUGCAAUUGGAUAGUGGCAUGGGAUACCUUUAUUUGCAAGCGUGGAACUCGCGUAAGAUCUGUGGUUUUUGCAAUGAUGAUGAUGGUCAGCAGCUUGACGGUUUCAUAGGGCCACAACCUUUUGUAACCAAUACUUAUACGCGUCAUGGUGAAAAACAAAAGAUUUUCUGGGUUCAUGAGGCUUGUGCAAAGUAUUCACCGGAGGUUUUUCUUUCCAAGUCAAAUGAGUGGUAUAAUGUGACCUUAGCAUGGAAAAGAGGUCGAAGCAUGAAAUGCGGAAAGUGUAAAGAGCGAGGUGCAACUAUUGGAUGCUUCGAACCGAAAUGUACAAAAAGCUUUCACUUGCCGUGCACCGAUAAGCCACUUUCUCAUUUUGAGAUGGGUGUUAUUUUUUACUGUCCUAUUCAUGAAUCACGCUAUCUCAAAAAAGAAAUGUAUAAUGAGAUAUAUAGAUGCGAUGUUUGUUCCUGUGAAUUACAGGCUGACAAAUGGUGGACUUGCAAACCAUGCGAAUCCAACUUUUUUUCUUCUUUUGAUUUAUGCCCGCAGUGUUUUACCGAGAAAUUCCCAGAGGCACAUGAACAUAAUAGAGAAGAUUUUGAUGAAACGUCUGUCAAGCAGAUAAAAGAUCAACAAAUUACAAAACAAACGGAAAUAGCUCUUGCUAAUCAAAAAGCUCGUGAGUCUGGAAUGCGCAAGAAAUCUAAAAAUUAUCCACCUAAUCACGGAAAGGGACAAUUACAGUGUUCUUAUUGCUGGGCUGAUGAAUCUCCUCGUUGGCGUAAAGGAUAUGACGGAGUGUUAAUGUGUGAAGAUUGUUUUGAAUUAGUAUUAGUCAACAAUACUACUGGAGAAUCUCAUUUAGAAACAAAUAAGCUGAUGGUUACCAGUGAAGAUUAUUCAUAUCGUCCAUAUCUAACAAGAAAUUCAUGUUCGGACAAGAAAUUUGAUUAUUCGGAAUCGCAGACAAUAUAUUUAGACACGUAUGAGCCUGCAGAAAAUCAACUAUUUUCGCUGCCUUUUGACAGUUCGUACUUUGAUAUUCCCGGAAGAGCUCCAAGAUGGGCAACGCAUAGUGGUACUGAUUAUCAUGGGACUUGGUUGCCGCAAACUGUUCGACGUGCCUUGCUUCGUUUUACAAAGAAGAAUGAUCGGGUUAUGUCAAAUUUUCUUGGAAGAGGAACGGAUGCAAUUGAAAGUUUUCUGCUUUGUAGAAGGCUCGUGGGUGUAGAUAUCAAUCCAGCUGCAGUAGCUCUAUCACAACGAAAUUGUUCAUUCGCUAUUCCACCAGAUCGAGGUAUCACAGCAGAGCAUCGACCUAUUAUUCUUCAAGCAGACUCCAGGCAUUUGACAGGAACAAUUUUUGAAGAUGAAUCUUUUGACCACGUUUUAAGCCAUCCCCCUUAUAAAAACUGCGUCGAAUAUUCAACUCAUAUUGACGGAGAUUUAUCGAGAUAUGCAAAUUCUAAAGAAUUUGCAAUAGAAAUGAGUAAAGUUAUUGACGAAACUUGGAGAUUAUUGAAACCGGGCAAAAGAAUUACGCUUGGUAUUGGAGACAAUCGAGAACAUUGCUUUUAUGUCCCGGUUGCAAAAAGGCAGAGAUAUUGCCAGGCCUUUGGAUUGGGUACCUAUCUUUGUGUGCAAUACGAUUUCUUAAUGUUUACGCAUGAAUUUAUCGCUACUUUCAAGAAAGUUGAUAAAGAAAAAAAUGAUCUUAUGUUAAGCAUGCCUGACGAUUCUGAGUUAGACGAAUACGUAACAUAUUCAAGUAAAUUAAGAGAAAUUCCUAUUCUUCCUAUCGCACGCAAGAGUGUUGUCAUGGGUACAACAUGGACAUUUAAGCCUACGUCUAAACACAGUUUUGUGCAACUUUGUGCUUCAAGAAUGGUUGAAAGAUUUGGUAGAGAUUAUGCUAAUUAUGAAGAAAUAUCGAUAGAAUUCAAAAACAUAGAGUACAAUAAUAAUAGUGCUUAUGAAAAUAAAGAACAAAUAAAUAAAGAAGACAUAGAUAAUGAAUCAGACGAUGAUAUUCCAGAAUACGAACGAAUUAGACAAAAGCAAAUUCAAGAGAAUCAGAAAAUGCUACUUUCAUUGGGACUGAAAUGUGACCUUGGAGAAGAGUCGGACGACAUAUCUCAUCUUGAAAAGUUACUUAACAGCAAACCACUACCCCCACCAACGCCAACUGCGUUGAUCGUGAUACCGCAUAUUUCCAAUAAUAAUCUCAAUUCACAAAUGAUUCCCUACUAUCGUGCAACAAUCAAACGUUUAGCUCGUGAAGCAUAUGAUCGAUUACCUCCUUCCGGAUUCCUCGUGAUAGGAGGGCAGGAUGUUCGAACAUCAGACAAUAAAUUAUGGCCUCUCAGUAUGCUUUUUAUGGAAGAUGUGAAUAAUGCCGUUGGAGAAGAUAAAAUGCCACUAAAGGAACUUGUGAUCACUGUACCGGACGGUUACGCAAAAGAUAAGAAAAAGAUUUGUUCAUUUGAAGAUUAUACAGAAGAACGAUGUGUCGUAGAUGAAGAAGAAAGCGCAGUACAAUUACCCAUAGUCCAUGUAGGCUUUUUAUAA